Molecule: messenger RNA, 4235 nt
Organism: Asterias rubens (European starfish)
Lineage: Eukaryota; Metazoa; Echinodermata; Asteroidea; Forcipulatida; Asteriidae
Product: anoctamin-4-like
Exons: 29
Coding region: 52-2898 (948 amino acids)
Biological process (GO): chloride transmembrane transport
Cellular component (GO): plasma membrane
Molecular function (GO): protein dimerization activity; chloride channel activity
Source: RefSeq, a predicted model, not a curated record
GAAAUCUCUGCGUUUCUAUCUUUUUGGACGGAAUUCUCUUGAGGCACCAAAAUGAGUAAAAACGGCACUGAGUUAGUUGGGCAUCACCACCGGGCGAAUCGUGUUGAACCACUGCCCGGAGUAGAGGCUACAGCUGAGCAUGGCGAUUUGUGUAUAACGGACAUGGCAGCGCCACCAGCGAUAGGAUUUGAGGGCCUUCAGGAACCUGCACAACCCUACGAAGCUAUUGGGUUGGAAGCUUACGGUGAGAGCCAACCGACCAAUGGCACGGCGCCCGACAGCAUCGAGCUCUCUGAAGGACAUAAAGAAGCAGAGCCUCUCAAUAAACCUGAAGACAAGAAAGCAGAGAAAAAGGAGGGAUCCGAUCUGUACUUCCGCGAUGGAGUGCGCCGUAUCGACUACGUCCUGGCCUACCGGAUAGGAGAAGGGGAGAAGGAUGCCAGACGAGAGCAGAAACGGACGGAAUUUGAGAAGAGCCUCAAAGAGGAAGGAAUAGAAAUUGAAAAAGAAGAUCCUCAGACACUUAUUGAGGAGGAUUCAUCUGGCGAUGGCAAGACGGUCUUUGUCAAACUUCAUGCAACAUGGAAUGUGCUCUCUCGCCAAGCUGAGACCCUGAGAGUCAAGAUGCCUAUUAAGCUCAACGACAUGGAGGAACCCUUGUCCGUUCUUAACUGCAUCAAGAAGAUUCCAACGCCCUUUGACCUCUCUGAAGAGUAUGUCAAGCCAGAGCCCAAUUAUUUCACUGCUGCAUUUAUACGGGAUCGUGAGGAUGAGUUUGUGAUGGAGGACAGAAGUACAUUCUUCAGUAUGUCUCAAAGAAACAGAAUGGUUCAUGAAAUUCUGGAGAAAUGCCGAUAUGACCCGGGCAACAAGACCAAGUUUGGCAUUGAUCACAUGAUCAAUAAUGGAUCGUAUGUCGCAGCAUACCCACUGCAUGAAGGAGAAUACAAAAGCAAGCAUUCCAUGCUGACCCACGGACCUCUGAAUGACCGUCACCUGCUGUAUGAAGAGUGGGCUCGGCCCGGUCGCUGGUACAAGAAACAACCUCUGAAUCUCAUCAGUGACUACUUUGGUGAGAAGAUCGGACUCUACUUCGCCUGGCUUGGCUUCUACACAGAGAUGUUGACCUAUUCAGCCAUCGUUGGUCUCAUUGUCUUCUUCUAUGGAUGUAUCUCAUUACCGUUUGACGGUGUUACUGAGCAGAUCUGUAAUGCCACAGACUGGAAAACAUUUACCAUGUGUCCACAAUGUGACGAGAGAUGUAGCUACUGGCUCCUUGAGACGAGCUGCUUCUACUCCCAGCUAACCUACCUCUUUGAUAACGGGGCAACUGUAUUCUUCGCUGCGUUCAUGUCCCUAUGGGCCACCAUGUUCUGUGAGUUCUGGAAACGUCGCCAGAAUGAGCUGGAUUAUGACUGGGAUCUCUUUGGCUUUGAAGACCAGGAGGAGAACUGUCGACCUCAGUUUGAAGCUCUUGCUCCAGAUAAGAGAGUCAACCCAAUUACCAAGUCGUCGGAGCCGUAUGUGAAACUGGCACGCCGUUUCCCCCGCUUCUUCGCGUCUGUAACAUCUAUUGUGUUCAUGAUAUUCCUGGUGCUCGCUGCAGUUGUUGGUGUGAUCGUUUACCGUAUCGGUAUCAAGGCAGCCGUUGCUGCAUCCAGUGCUGGUAUCAUCAGCUCCAAUGCCUCCAUUAUUACAUCCAUCACUGCUUCCUGUAUCAGCUUGGUCAUCAUCAUGAUUCUGCAGAAUCUCUAUGACCGAAUUGCAACCUGGCUGACUGAACUUGAGCUUCAUCGCACGGAGACUGAAUAUGAGGAUAGCUACACCUUCAAGAUGUACUUCUUUGCCUUUGUCAAUUACUACUCUUCAUCAUUUUAUGUGGCCUUCUUCAAGGGAAGCCUUCCAGGAAAUCCUAACAAGUACGGUCAGGUCUUCGGAUUACGCCAAGAGGAGUGUGAUCCAGCUGGAUGCUUGCAAGAAUUGUUCAUUAACUUGGCCAUUGUCAUGUGUGGCAAGCAGUUCUUCAACAACUUCAUUGAAAUCUUUCUGCCGCUGUUUUUGAACUUCUGGCGUUCCCGCACCGGGCGUAAGGAGCAGAAGGAAGGGAAGGGAUCCUAUGACCAAUGGGAGAAGGACUUUGACCGGGGUGAGCUCGGCCCCCGGGGAUUGUUCAAAGAAUACCUGGAAAUGGCCGUCCAGUUUGGUUUUGUGACCAUCUUCGUUGCGGCAUUCCCCUUGGCCCCAUUCUUUGCACUGGUCAACAAUUUGAUGGAGAUCCGUCUCGAUGCCUACAAGUUUGUCACGCAGCUGAGACGUCCAUUUGCCGCUCGAGCCCAAGAUAUCGGCGCCUGGUAUCCCAUCUUGGUUGCCAUUGGUAACAUUGCCGUCCUGUCCAAUGCUUGUGUCAUUGCGUUCACAUCUGACUUCAUUCCCCGGCAAGUUUACCUGUGGGAGAACGACCGGAACAUGGACGGAUACGUCUUGAACUCUCUGUCCCUUUUCAACACCAGCUUUUUCAUGGAUGGGUCCAUGCCAAAAAACAACACCUACCCACCAGAAGCUGGCGAUCUGGCCGGCCAGGAAGUGGAACUGUGCAGAUAUCGUGGCUUCUACACGGGACCUGACCCUCCCUACACUCUAACUCUGCAUUAUUGGCGUGUCUUUGCCAUGAGAUUAGUUCUUGUGCUAGUCUAUGAGCAUGUAAUCUUCUUGAUCAAGUUUGCCUUGGAGUACAUCGUACCUGACAUGCCUGACUUUGUCAAGAAUCAAAUCAAGAGAGAGAAUUAUUUGUCUCAACAAGCUCUUGAGGAGGCCACAAGGAAUCACAUCGUCCAGAAGAAACGUGCAAGUCAGUUCCAAGAUGGCGGAAAGGACCCGUCAACAAGCGGUCAGCCGUAAUGAUUGAAAAACUUACGUUGCAACCAGACUUUAUUCCAUAGUCCUCCAGACCAUUUUAGUCAAGUAUAGAAUUAGGACCAAUAUCUCUCUGUAUUUUUUCCUUGUACGAAAAACAUUUAAGGAAGUUAUUCAGUCGAAUGCAAAAAAAAAAAAAAUAUUACUCACGUAGUCCAGUGUAAAUUUUUUUUUUAUAUUAACUCAUGUUUGUUGAAGGAUUUUACUAUACAGGCUAUUUUUGAUAACUGUUUUAUGAUUACUAUUAUUAUGUAGGGAGCAUGGGUGAUUGUAGUCGUCGUUAAUGUUAAGUAUGGAACAGAGGCCAACAAAUAUAGUGGAAAGCCACAAGGGUCGACAAAUACAGUGAAAAGUAGAUCAAACAGAAGUUAAAAAAAAAAAAAUUUAAGAUAGUUUCCCAACUGAAGAUAGCAUUGCAGAUUCCUGUUUGGGAGAAGUAUUUUUUAUUUUUUUAAGCCCUGACAUUUCCAACUUGCAGUUCUCAGAAUUUAUUGAAACGAUCUACACUAACUCUCUCGGGAAAAGAAAGAACAAAGAAGGUCCUUUCUAACAGUGAAUAGCGUCUGAUUUAUCAUAUUUAAAAACGAGAUGGCACAAAAUGAUAUAGUCAAAAAGUAAAGAAUGCAAGAAAAAUCAAAGUCAAGUAGCAAUAUUUUUUGACGGAUAUUUGUAAAACCGUUAAAGCUAAAGAUGAUUUUGAUGAAUAACAUCUAAGAUGAAAAUUCAGUUAACAAUAUUGUUUUCAAAGAAACCUCACAGUCAACUUGUAAAAGAUUUGAUUUGAGCAAAUUCUACCUUCAUGAUCAGAGUAACCAAUUGUCCUUGAAGUCUUUAAAACACGUUUUUGAUGACAACAACUAGGAUGACCAAUAACAAAUAAUAACAAAACUCGCUUGAUAACAAAACUCGCUUGAUAACAAAACUCACUUGAUGUAGAGUAAAAUAAAUUGUUGUUCAGGUUUUCAAAACUUGUUUUGGGUAACAAACAUCCAGGAUCAACAAUCAUACAAAAUAUUAAAAAAGAAAACAUCUUGGGCAAGUGACAAUCAAUUUUUGCAUCUUCUAGUUGAUAGUCUUCUUGAUGAGAACUUAGCAUUUUUUGCAUGAUUUGAGUGCAAUCUGUGUUUUAGGUUUGGUUGGAGUAGGAUACAGAACAAACCUUGUGCUACUUUAAAGCAGUGGUCUGAUUUAUAACUUUUCAAUAUUCCAGGUGGUCUUUUUUUAAAUUGGUGCAUCUUUUUGUACAAAACGUAGUGUGCAUUAUAUAAUAAUUUGAGUGUUCAUAAAGCAUGAUGUAGAUAUAUAUGUGCAUGUUAAUAUUA